This is a messenger RNA of Haemonchus placei, 435 nucleotides long. Lineage: Eukaryota; Metazoa; Nematoda; Chromadorea; Rhabditida; Trichostrongylidae. The record is from the annotation of a GenBank genome assembly.
AUGUCUGAACAUAAAACGAUCUAUGAAUUUACGGUUAAAGAUGCCGAAGGGAAAGAUGUUUCCCUAAGCAAAUACAAAGGGCAGGUCGUUAUCAUAGUGAACGUCGCAUCCAAAUGUGGUUAUACCAAGAAUCACUACACGGAAUUAAAGGCUCUCCAUGACAAGUAUCAUGACCAAGGUCUUCGGGUUGCUGCGUUUCCAUGCAAUCAGUUCGGUGGGCAGGAGCCGGCAUGUGAAGCUGAAAUCCUAAAAUUUGUCAAGGAUACAUACAAUUACGAACCGGAUUUGUACGCAAAGGUCAAAGUGAAUGGAGCUGAAGCCGAUCCAUUUUGGCAGUUCCUCAAGAAGGAGCAAGGAGGCACACUAAUCAACGCAAUCAAGUGGAACUUCACGAAAUUUUUGAUUAAUCGAAAAGGCUACGUGGUAAAAAGGUAA